GCCCGUGCGGCACCCCCACCUGUGGCGACGGGAUGGCGGAGCUGGCGCUGAGCGCGGAGGCGGUGCUGGGCUUCCUGCGGGAGCGCGGCGGGCGGGUGCGCAACGCCGAGCUGGUGAGCGCCUUCCGGCCGCUGCUGGAGCCCGCCGGGGCCGGGGCCGGGGCCGGGGCCGGGGAGGCGGCGGGGCGGGCGGAGCGGCGGGAGCGGUUCAAGGCGGCGGUGAACGCCGUGGCCACGGUGAAGGACAUCGACGGCACCAAGUUCGUGGUGCUGCGGCGGGAGCUGCGCUCAGCCCCGCGCGGGGGCGCGAUGGCGCCGGGGGGCGAUGCCGGUGCGCUCCCGGUGCCGGUCCCUGGCCCCGGCCCGGUCCCCGGCCCCGCCGGGACGCCCCCCGAGGAGCCGCCGGGGCCGCGGGCGGUGUCCGAGCUGCGGGGCCUGUUCCAGGGCGGCGGCGGCGGGGUGCCCCUGCCCGGCGGCGCGGGGGGGGCCCGGCGGGAGCCGCCCCCCAAGCCCUGCAUGCUGCCCGUGCGCUGCGUGCCCGUCCCCACCGCGCCCGCGGAGCCGCCGGCAGCGCGGGCCGAGCCGCCCGCAGCGCUGUCCCCGCCGUCCCUGGAGGACGACGCCGGGUCCCGCUCCCCGGGGCUGCGGCGGGGCUCCAAGGCCCACCGGGGCAGCGAGGAGACCGUGGUGCCGCUGGAGCAGGCGGAGCACCAGUGGCUGGUGCUGGCGGCCGGCGGGCAGUGGACGCAGCAGCUCCACGGGCUCCUGCUGGGCGAUGCCAGCCUGGCGGCUCGCAGGGACUUCGUGUCCGGCUUCACCGCCCUGCACUGGGCCGCCAAGAGCGGCAACUGCGACAUGGUGACCAACAUCAUCCGGGCGGCAGAGAAGGGGGGGGCCCGCGUCAACGUGGAUGCCCGGUCGCACGGCGGGUACACGGCCCUGCACCUCGCCGCCAUCCACGGCCAGGACAAGAUCAUCACCAUGCUGGUCUACAGCUACCACGCCAACACCGAGCUGAGGGACUACAGCGGGAAGAAGGCACACCAGUACUUGAAGGAAGGGACCUCCCUCACGAUCAGGCGCCUGCUGGGGGACCCCAGCCUUUCCCAAAACAUGGAGCACUCCGUGCCCAUCAAGAAGUCCACAAAGCUUGCGGCUUCAAUCUUGAGCUCCACUAGCACCUUCCUGGGGGUCAUAUCCGAUGACAUGGCUUUCUACGAUCUCACCAAGGGUUUAAGGAAGCCCUCGACUUUAAACAAGCUUCUGGCUGCCACUACGGGCCCGAGGAGGAAGCCAAAGACCAGAGGGGGCUUCCCUUCAUAUUCCUCCCUCUCCGAGGUGAUGGAGGAGGAGGAAGAGGUCGUCAUGAAACGCAGACCCGUUUCUGAGCUGUUCUUUGGCCACUAGCCUCUGCCUUACUGUGAUCAAAAUUGUUGAGUAACGUGGCUGGUGUCUCAGUUUCUCUCGCAGAAGCAGUUUGGAUUUCUUCUCUCCGUGUCUGUCAUUUCGGAUGUUUGACUAAAUCGUCGAUCCGGUCUGGAUCCAAAGUUCACAGGAUGGAAACCCAGCUCCAGGUGCCUGUGGGAAGGGAGCUGCCAGGGAGUGCUGUACAUGCUGUCUGAACCAUCGUGCGGAUGCACCGGUGGAGACCACAGACUUUAUACUUGAUGCUUGAAAAACUAAAACGGCCUCUGUGUGUGUAGACAGGUGAAAAUGCUUGAGGUACAGCCAUCUUGAUGUGUGUUCCUCGGAUGGAGAGCAGAAGAAAGGUGAAGGAUUGUGUAUUUUACACUGUGAACAGCAAGCUGGUAGCUGGCUACUUAAACAGGGCUUGUUAUCUAACAGGCUUAAAUUAUCAGAGGAAAGAUACAUAGUUUUCUAUGAUGUUUCUGAUUAUUUUGGUAGAAGAAGAGGGAUAUUUCUAUUUACAAAAAUUGUGUACUUUUUCAAAACUAAGUUUCUCACUAUCAGAAAUACUAACAAUAAUCUCAGUUGUUGCCUUAUGCAUUUCUUUAGAUGAACAACUUAAAGAGAACCCAACCUUCAGCACUCAAGUCACCAUGACUUGUCUACCUCAGUUUGGAAGCUUGGUUAGCGUUUUGAUUUUUCUUCUCUUCCCGAAAGACUUUUGACCAGGUGGUACUGACCACAUGUCUUGAUGAUACUGUGAACAUUCAAACGUGACUAUAGUUCAGUCAACUUAAUCUGAAUAAAAAAACCUUGUUGAUAGUGAAAAACUGAACUGAAAAGCUGGGAAUCAGAACCUGCAGAGUUUCUAAGUAGCCAACUGGAAACAAAGUUGGGCUCGUAUGUCUGAUUCUUUCUGUUUAAAACUUGGCCUUUGAUUUUGACCUAUUCACAAUAAAUGUUUAUAAACAUUGGGCUUUAUGUUAAGUGUUUCAUGAUGGAAUGUCUGCAUGACCUCUUACAGCAAUGUUUAUCUUAACAGCAUGAUUCAUUGACCUAAAACUAGCUCGUCUUUUGUAUGAUUAACAUGAUUGUUCUAUAUAGAGAGCUACACGUAGCUCCAAAAAGCAUGCUAACUGCAGGUUAAGGAGUAUACUUGCAGUGAGAUUAUUAUUUUUUUAAUUACCAUUUGGUUAAAGGUAACGCAGAGAGGCAGAGCUGUGAACAGAAACUGUCCAAAUCCUAGGGCCAGUCUGCUAAAACAGCACAUUUUCUGUAAAAUGUGACUAGAAACCUGUAUGGCUGAGGUGAUGAAGGUGACAGCGGUGCUGUGCUGGCUCUGCUUCGCAGCCCCAUCGGGUGUGUUGGUUUGCACACAGAAACACUUGUUUGCAUGCUUUACCUUUCUGUCCAAGUCAGUGACUUCAGGAAUGUGGGGUUUUUCUGCCUUGAAUUAAGCCUAGCACUUGUAACUGGCUCUAACUGGCUUGUGCCAAAUGCUCAGCAAGGAAUGCUGUAGGACUGAAGGUGGAGGCACUGCCCUCUGUGCUUUCGAGUGCUCUCCCUGGAGUCCCUGGAGUCGGUGCUGCGGGUGGGGAGUGUGAUCAGAGCUUGCAGUGGGCUCUGGUGCACCUGUUCUAGGAAGAGACUGGAUUAUUCUGCACCGGUCUGCUUCUGCAUUGAACUCAUUAAGUUGUUAAGCAAAGGUUAAUGAUCAAGCACCUCAUGACUUCUAUAUCUGGAGUAGGGUUUUAAAAAAAUAAAAUCCAAUUUGCUGCGUA
Myiozetetes cayanensis is the source of this 3187-nucleotide messenger RNA. RefSeq names its product sosondowah ankyrin repeat domain family member A (gene SOWAHA). Gene Ontology annotation, molecular function: protein binding. NCBI's taxonomy places the organism in Eukaryota, Metazoa, Chordata, Aves, Passeriformes, Tyrannidae. The record is from RefSeq and is a predicted model, not a curated record.